Purpureocillium lilacinum is the source of this 717-nucleotide messenger RNA. NCBI's taxonomy places the organism in Eukaryota, Fungi, Ascomycota, Sordariomycetes, Hypocreales, Ophiocordycipitaceae. The record is from RefSeq and is a predicted model, not a curated record.
AUGUUCUCAAACCAAGUUAGCCCGAGUAGAGCCACAGGUAGCAUUACCUGCGAGCCAGACCGCGCCAUUCGCAAAGACAGCCUUGAUGGCGCCAGUGCUGCCGAAGAUACUGUCGCAGAGCCUAGUGUCGACGAGACAGACUACUAUGACGCCGUUGGAUACGCACCUCCGGCGCCAUGGCAAGAAGCACACGAUGCACUGCAGCAACAAAUCGCCCUCGACAACAGGGAGAGCGACUCGAAAGAAAGCAUGCCACAAAAUGUAUUUGCAGACAUCGGGCUGAAUCAUGAUUCACGGAUUCAAAGCGUAUUACCGCCAAGUGUUUAUGCUACAUCCAUGAAUUUUGCAUCGAGUCUGGAUGGAGGGAUUAUGACGCCGCAACAGAGACAACAACAUUUCGCUGCUCUGUAUCGGCAGCGGCUUCAACUCAUGCAGCGCCACCAGGCCCGUGAAAUGAGUCAACAGAUACGAGCUCAACUGCAGGCAAUGGCACGGAGAGUAUUCACGGCAUGUCACAGUGACGCCGAUUUGCCGGGUUCGGUGGCAUCGCAGGCUGUGUCUAGUGGGCGGAGUUCAGCAAGUGGUCUGGAACAUAACGCAAGUCCGUCAAAUAUCCCAACCAUUAAAAUAUGCUCGCUAAUAUAUUUGCUUCUACAGCUACGUACCGACGAAUCUGGCUUUGGACACGCCACAUCUGACCUCGGGGUUGAACUUUGA